Brugia pahangi is the source of this 915-nucleotide messenger RNA. The record is from the annotation of a GenBank genome assembly. NCBI's taxonomy places the organism in Eukaryota, Metazoa, Nematoda, Chromadorea, Rhabditida, Onchocercidae.
AUGGCGCAUGCUGAAGCGUACGGUCCAAAUCUGCCAACAUUUGCAGAUUUGAAGAACCAUCUGCGCAAGGAGCCGCUUUACUUCCAGGUAUUGGAAGGAUACCUGCAAAAUACGGCCAAACUGAUUGAGGAUUUGAGGGAGAAGUUGGACAAUGAAACGAAUGAAGUUUCAACGGCAGACUUGAGAAUCCGCCCAAGUCCUCCGCCAUCUCGGGAACAGAUAGAAACGUUCCAUCAAUCCGGGGGAAUCCAGUGCGAUCUGGAGCGGGAAGCAGAAAAUGAGGACCAGAUCGCCCUCCACCUUCUCGAACAACAACAACAAGCUUUAGAGCAAGAGGAAGAACCAGUGCCGGCCGGCACUGGAGGUGGAGGAGAUGGCGGAGGAGAGGCAAGUACCGCACGAUUAGGAAGGUCUGCGGAAAUUCCAGAACGCAGUGAAGCGGAAAGCAUUCGCGAAAUAGCACUGCGUUCACGGACGAUACGGAUUCCACAACGUGAGGCAAAGCCAGUAGUGCCGGAAUCCUUUCAUGCGCCGGCAGUGGAAGGUUUACCGGCGUGGUACCAACAACUGCUGGUGAGGCCACCGAUUGACCCAUACGUAGUUAUUCGAAAUGCUGAUGGGUCAACCACAAUUGGCUUCUGUCAAAAAUGCGGCCAUUUCGUCGAUAUGCCGCAUGUUCGCUCUGAUGACGAAAUUACAGUCAUGAUGGAGCUACAUGCUUUGGAAUGGUGCCCUAGGGCCACGAAGGCUGUUAUGAAUGACAGAGCUAUUAAACGACGAAGACUUGAGUUGGUGCCUAAUAAUAAUGAAAUCUCUACCCAAGCCGCAACUCAAUCGAUGCACCAAUUCAAGAACCAUUUCUGUCCAAGUUCGCUCCGCUCAAUCAAUUUUCUUCUCCUUGCGCAGGUAACCUAA